AUGGGAAAACACCACUUAUCAGACCUUCUAAAAAAAGUCAUAGAUGAAUCACUUGAACAGCUGAUAGGGUUGUGGGAGGAGAUUGGGUUCCCAGAAGAGCAACUUGAUGAACGCUGCAAUAGCGUGGUACGUCAUGUGGAAAACCUGUUUGAGGAGAUGGUUCAACAGGAGGCCAGCGUGCGUGAUGGAUUAGUUAAUAAGAUCAAGGACAUUGGCGAGAAGUUGAAAGUCUUAAGUAAGGAACUUUCACUACCUUUGUAUCAGCCUGAUCCAAAACUGAAAAUAUUACAAUGUCGCAAGGACCUCCAUCUUAAGCUUGAAGCUCUCACCAAACAGAAGCACACUCGCAUGGUGGCCUUAAAGAAGCUGUUGGACCAAGAGCAGGUACUGUGUGACCGUCUAAAAGCGAAAACUUAUCCAAUUUCCAGUAAUUGUGUGCCGUCCGAUAAUCAACUCUGGGAGUUGGAAAAACACAUUGAAACACUCCAAGCAGAACAGGAGAAACGCUUUGCCACGUUCAUCAUCAUCCGAGAACAAGUUCAGGAAGUCAUGAAAGAAAUUGACACUACUGCUUCCACUGCUUUUGAGAGGCAGGCACUUGUUGAAGAUGAAUCCCAAUUUAUCCUCUCCUCUGAGAACAUGUCUGCUCUUACUGACCUUCAAGUUGAGGUAAAUGAUCGAAAAAUGAAAGCUGAGGAGAAGAUGCAAUCCAUGAAGAACCGUUUAAAUCUGCUUUGGAAUCGCCUGGAAACUCCUGAUCAAACCAGGGAAGAGUUUCUAGCAGACAAAGUAUCUUUGACACAAGAUACCUUUACUGCUUUAACAGAGGAAAUUACUCGCCUUGAGGCUUUGAAACAUAGCCAGAUGGAAAAAGUUUGUGUAAGCAUGAAAAGAGAACUGGAGCAAUGGUGGGAUGUUUGCUUUAUCCCAAAAGAACAGAGAGAUGAGUGCAAAAGUUAUAAAACUGAGGGUGUGUUUACUGACGCUGUUGUGGAUGCCUUAGAAACUGAAAUUGGUCGCCUUCAAGCAUUCUAUCAGAGACAUGAGAGCCUAUAUAGUCAGGUGAAGCAGUGGGAACAAUUGCUGGAAGAAUUCACAGUUCUUGAGAAAAAAGCCAAUGAUCCAAAUCGAUAUAACAACAGAGGUGGUGCUUUGCUUCAAGAGGAGAAGACAAGGAAGAGAAUAAUGAAAGAUUUGCCUAAGCUGGAAGCAAAUCUGGAAGAAUUGAUUAAGAAAUGGGAAGAGGAACAGAAUCUGAAAUUUGUCAUUUAUGGAAUGGCAUUCUCUGAUUAUGUUGUCAAGCGUUAUGAACAGAUAAAAGAAGAGAAAGAAAGAGAGAAAGAACAAAGAGUAAGUAUCUGA
Messenger RNA from Acanthosepion pharaonis, 1362 nucleotides. NCBI's taxonomy places the organism in Eukaryota, Metazoa, Mollusca, Cephalopoda, Sepiida, Sepiidae. The record is from the annotation of a GenBank genome assembly.